ACUCGGCCAUCUCAUCUCAUCGAAACAAUUCAAAGCUCAUUUCUCUCUUUUAAAUUUAAAACCCUAGAAAUUCAAUUUCUAUUUUCUCUAUCUCAAACUUUUGAAAAAUGUCUGGACGUGGCAAGGGAGGCAAGGGAUUGGGCAAAGGAGGAGCAAAGAGGCACAGGAAAGUUCUUAGGGAUAACAUCCAGGGGAUUACAAAGCCAGCAAUUAGGCGUUUGGCUCGUAGAGGAGGAGUGAAGCGUAUCAGCGGGCUCAUCUAUGAGGAGACACGUGGAGUUCUUAAGAUCUUUUUGGAGAAUGUGAUUCGUGAUGCUGUGACCUACACUGAGCACGCAAGGAGAAAGACUGUUACUGCUAUGGAUGUUGUGUACGCUCUCAAGAGGCAGGGAAGGACCUUGUACGGAUUUGGAGGUUAAAUAUUGGGUGUUAGGGUUUAUAAUAUUUUGUUGUUAGUGAUUGUAGAUUUCAUGUUUGUGCUUUCUGUUUGUGUUAGUGGUCAGUUUAAGCUAGGGUACUUUAAUUUCUGCUGUUAAGGUCUGGAUAUUGUAAUUCCUCGUUAUACAAUCAAGUAUAACAGACCAUUUCCUAAUUUGUUUUGCACUUGCUCUAUUGAUUCUUGUUUAUAUUUCAGUUCCUUUUUGUUUAUUGGU
Messenger RNA from Nicotiana attenuata, 653 nucleotides. RefSeq names its product histone H4. The transcript has a single exon. NCBI's taxonomy places the organism in Eukaryota, Viridiplantae, Streptophyta, Magnoliopsida, Solanales, Solanaceae. Gene Ontology annotation, biological process: nucleosome assembly. The record is from RefSeq and is a predicted model, not a curated record. Gene Ontology annotation, cellular component: nucleosome. Gene Ontology annotation, molecular function: structural constituent of chromatin; protein heterodimerization activity; DNA binding. The coding region runs from base 108 to 419 and encodes 103 amino acids.